AUGUCCAUGUGGAUGUCCGACUCGCAAAAGAUUGGGGUGGUGUUUUGCUCCGGCGGAGGCCUUUUCCUAAUAGGAGGAGUCAUGCUCUUCUUUGAUCGCGCCAUGCUUGCCAUGGGAAACAUUCUCUUCCUGAUUGGGUUGACCAUCAUCAUCGGUCCCCAGAAGACUCUGCUCUUUUUCGCGAGGAAGCAAAAGGCAAAGGGCACGGCGGCCUUCUUCGCGGGCCUCAUCCUGAUCUUGAUGCGCUGGACAAUUAUAGGCUUUGUUGUUGAGGCAUACGGUAUAGCUGUCCUGUUCGGAGACUUCCUGGGGACGAUUGCGGGCUUCGCAAGGGGGAUUCCCGUCGUCGGGCCCUAUAUCGGCAUGGUUGUAGACAGAAUAGGACUGGGUCGUCGGAACGCCGAUCUGCCUGUUUGA
Molecule: messenger RNA, 417 nt
Organism: Ustilaginoidea virens
Lineage: Eukaryota; Fungi; Ascomycota; Sordariomycetes; Hypocreales; Clavicipitaceae
Exons: 5
Coding region: 1-417 (138 amino acids)
Biological process (GO): retrograde transport, endosome to Golgi; endoplasmic reticulum to Golgi vesicle-mediated transport
Cellular component (GO): Golgi cis cisterna; Golgi membrane; COPII-coated ER to Golgi transport vesicle
Source: RefSeq, a predicted model, not a curated record